Chironomus riparius is the source of this 2716-nucleotide messenger RNA. NCBI's taxonomy places the organism in Eukaryota, Metazoa, Arthropoda, Insecta, Diptera, Chironomidae. The record is from the annotation of a GenBank genome assembly.
GUCGACAAGAUUUUUUAAAAAUAAGUUUUUUUUAAAAUUAUUAAAAAAAAGUUGUAUAAAUUUUAAAGUUAAAUAAAAACAUAAAAUAUGGAUUAUAUAAACUAAAAUGUGAACUUGAUCAAACAGAAAUAAUAAGUUAGAAUGGUUUAAGUUUUUGAAGAUUGGUGGGGAAUUAACACUCAAAAUUACUUUUUUCUUUGCAAUAUAACAACAACAGCUAACUGGAAAAGUGAAAAAUAUAUUUGUUUUUGGACUUUAAAAGAGACAUUUGAUACCAAAUAAUUAAAGCCUGAUCCAAAAAAAAUUGAAUAGUAGACACUAGUGAAAUCAAAUCAAUAGGAAUAUCAAUGAACAUGGCGGAAGGAAAUGGAGAAAUUAUUGAUGACACCACCAAAAAAGCUGAAGAUCGUGGAGAUGGCGAAAAAACUGAAGAUUACCCAAAAUUGAUACAAUAUGGACUGGAUAAAAAAGUUGCUGCCAAAUUAGAUGAUAUUUAUAAAACAGGAAAACUUGCUCACACAGAACUCGAUGAACGUGCUUUAGAUGCACUUAAAGAGUUUCCAGUAGAUGGUGCCUUGAACGUAUUAAGUCAGUUUUUGGAAUCAAAUCUAGAACAUGUGUCGAACAAGUCAGCUUAUUUAUGUGGAGUAAUGAAAACAUAUAGACAAAAAAGUCGAGCAAGUCAAGCUGGAAUUCCAACACCUCCUGUAACAGUUCAAGCAAAAGGCCCAGAUGAAGAUAAAAUUAAGUCAAUUUUAGAGCGAACUGGAUAUACGUUAGAUGUUACUACAGGACAACGAAAAUAUGGAGGCCCACCACCAAAUUGGAACCAUUCUCCACCAGGAAACGGGUGUGAAGUCUUUUGUGGUAAAAUACCAAAAGAUAUGUAUGAAGAUGAGUUGAUUCCACUGUUCGAGAAAUGCGGUUCAAUUUGGGAUCUUCGUCUAAUGAUGGAUCCUAUGACUGGCACCAAUCGUGGAUAUGCAUUUAUUACGUUCACAAGUCGAGAUGCUGCAUAUAAUGCUGUACGAGAGCUCGAUAACUACGAAAUAAAACCUGGCAAGUGCUUGAAAAUAAAUGUUAGCGUACCCAAUCUACGCCUCUUUGUAGGCAACAUACCGAAAUCAAAAGGCAAAGAGGAGAUUUUAGACGAAUUUGGCAAAUUGACAGCUGGACUGAUGGAAGUGAUAAUAUAUAGCUCACCAGAUGAUAAGAAAAAGAAUCGUGGCUUUUGCUUUCUCGAAUAUGAAUCACAUAAAGCUGCUUCAUUGGCAAAAAGACGUUUAGGAACAGGCAGAAUAAAAGUAUGGAGUUGUGAUAUAAUAGUUGAUUGGGCUGACCCUCAGGAAGAGCCAGAUGAGGGAACAAUGAGUAAAGUAAAAGUUCUAUACGUGCGCAAUUUGACCCAGGAUGUAUCUGAAGAGAAACUAAAAGAACAAUUUGAGCAAUAUGGCAAGGUUGAAAGAGUUAAGAAAAUUAAAGACUAUGCUUUCGUUCAUUUUGAGGAUCGCGAUAAUGCUGUGUUAGCGAUGAGAGAUUUAGAUGGGAAAGAUCUUUGUGGUUCACAAAUGGAGGUAUCUUUGGCAAAACCACCGUCCGAUAAGAAAAAGAAGGAAGAAAUUUUACGAGCUCGUGAGCGUCGAAUGAUGCAAAUGAUGCAAAGUCGAUCUGGAAUUUUGGGAUGUGAUGCAUUUAGUAUGUCUCCCACUGGAAUAAUACCACCUGCUAUACCACCAAUGGCAUCUGCAACGGCUGCUGGAAUGCGAGCUGGUGCAAGUAAUCAGCCAAGGCUUCCACUUCGUGGACCAAUGGCUUCUGCUCGUGAUUAUGGUGGGUGGCCAUGGGCAUGGAAUUCUGCAGCGUGGACGAGUCGGUGGGCUCCUUGGCAACAAACUGGAUCAACGUCCCGUGGCUCAAACAAUAAUAGGACAAGUGGAACCUCAUGGAACUCGUCUCAACAACGUUCAACGUGGCAUACGAAAACAAAAUACAACAGCAGUAAUCGGUAAACGUAAAUUUGAUGGGUUGGGACAAAAUCAGGGGGAUCCAAAGCGACGUUUUGGAAUAGGAAAUGGUGGAAAUUGGGGAAGUCAACCUUUGCCACAACAACCUCUUAAUGGUGCAGAACAAUGGUAUACCGACACAUAUGCUGGAUGGAGUUAAAUUUCUAUUUAAAAACUUAUUUAAAAUUUGCGGUCAACUUUUACAACAACAUCAAACAUCAAUAAAAUAAAAUACAUCAACCAAUCAAUAAUGAAGGAAAUAUAGAAAAGAUAAAAAAAUACAAGUAAAAUUUAAUUGAAAUGAAUAUUAAAAUUAAAAAAAAUUAUUACUUUUUAUUAUUUUAAAACCCCUAAUUUAAAAAUGAAAUGAUGGACUGUCUUGCAUGUCUGUGAAUAAAAUUUAACAAAUUAAUUUAAAAAAUAUGUUAAUAGGAUAACGUGAUUUUAAUAAUUGAGGAAAUAAAACUUUUUAAAACGUGUGUAUUUUUGAUGUACAGCAAACCCCUUACACGACAGAAUUCAAAAGAUGUAUCUAAUUUAUGUCAUAAUUAAAUCAAUUACAAAAUAAUUUUGUCACCUUCGGUGACAUUAUGAACCAACAUUCGUAAAUUUGGUUUUUUUUUUCAAAAUAUCUGCGAUACACACACUUACUUGAACCUUAUUAUUUCGCGAACCUUAAAACAAUAUUAGAAAUAUAUUAUGACUAAUAUUUU